AUUGUGGUGCUCAAAUUAUAUCUGCCUCUUGGGUAGAUUUGCCUAAACCACCGAAUGGAGAAUGGGAAGGUUGUAUGCAUAUGGAUAAUCGAUAUACAUAUUUAAAUCUUACGGUUAGUGCUCCUCAGAACCCACAAGCAAUCGGCACUUUGGUAUUUAGUGAUGACAAUGGCCACCAUGAACAAUUUUCUGACGAACCUUUACGGGUUAAUGACAAGCAGA
Molecule: messenger RNA, 222 nt
Organism: Racocetra fulgida
Lineage: Eukaryota; Fungi; Glomeromycota; Glomeromycetes; Diversisporales; Gigasporaceae
Source: the annotation of a GenBank genome assembly